GGGGAUGUUCCGGCCGCCGGGGGCGCGCCGCCCGUGGGAAGCGCGCUCCUAACGCCACCUGGGCGUCGCAGGGAGCGCUCGGCGCGGAGCGGGCGGCGCGGGGUCGCCGGGAACCGGGCAGAUCUUUAUGGUUAUGGCAAAACCUUUCAUCAUCAGCCGAUGGUAUAAUGGACUACCAGUUGGAUGAUACACAGUCGUCUGAAACAUGAUAUAUACUUCUCCUCAUCCGUGUCCAUGCCCAUAUGCUGACACAGUACCAGUUUUGUUUCCAAAAGUGGAGUUCACAGAAUUACAGUGUCUGAUCCAACUAGCUGCUCUGAUGAUCCUCACUGGACCAUACUAUGUCAGAGAGCCACAAUGAUCAUGCAAAAUAACAGUUCAUCCUCGCCCCUUUUUCCAAAUGUGAGCUCCUUCUGGAAGAGAGAUUCGCAUGGACCAGGACUCCUCGAUGAAGCAGCAUCACUCAUUGGCAGCUAUGAUUUCCCUCAGACCACAGAGAGUUUUCCUUUCUCCACUGUGGAAUCAACAAACAUGACCCUAAAUGCCACAAGCAAAGACCCUUUGGGUGGACACACUGUCUGGCAAGUAGUUUUGAUUGCUUUCCUCACUGGGAUCCUUGCACUGGUGACCAUCAUAGGAAACAUCUUAGUGAUUGUUGCAUUUAAGGUUAACAAACAACUGAAAACAGUCAACAACUACUUCUUGUUGAGCCUUGCUUGUGCAGAUUUGAUCAUCGGUGUUCUUUCCAUGAACCUUUAUACCACGUACAUCAUCAUGGACCACUGGGCUUUGGGAAGUUUGGCCUGUGAUCUUUGGCUCUCCAUUGACUAUGUCGCCAGUAAUGCCUCUGUCAUGAAUCUCCUUGUGAUAAGCUUUGACAGGUAUUUUUCCAUCACUAGGCCACUAACAUACAGAGCCAAACGAACAACCAAAAGGGCUGGGGUAAUGAUUGGUUUAGCGUGGAUCGUCUCUUUUGUUCUUUGGGCCCCUGCCAUCUUGUUUUGGCAGUAUUUUGUUGGGGAGAGGACUGUGCCUCCCGAUGAAUGUUUCAUCCAGUUUCUAAGUGAACCUAUCAUCACUUUUGGCACUGCCAUAGCUGCCUUUUAUUUGCCGGUCACCAUUAUGAGUAUUUUGUAUUGGAGGAUCUACAAGGAGACGGAGAAACGCACCAAAGAGUUAGCAGGGCUCCAGGCUUCGGGCAGCGAAGCAGAGGCGGCACGCUUUGUGCACCAGACAGGCAGCUCCCGGAGCUGCAGCAGCUACGAGCUGCAACGGCAGAACAUGAAGCGCUCCUCCCGAAAGAAAUACAGACGCUGCCACUUCUGGCUCACCAUGAAGAGCUGGGAACCCAGCACAGAUCAGGGGGACCAAGAGCAUAGCAGCAGUGACAGCUGGAACAACAACGAUGCUGCUGCCUCCCUUGAAAAUUCAGCCUCCUCUGACGAAGAAGACAUUGCUGCAGAGACCAGAGCCAUCUAUUCAAUCGUGCUGAAGCUUCCUGGUCACAGUGCUAUCCUCAAUUCCACAAAACUACCCUCCUCAGAAGAUUUGCAUGAGUCAGGGGAUGAACUGCAGAAAUCCGAUGCAGAAAUAAAGGAAAAGAAACCUAAAAAAUCGCACCCUCCCAAAGGUGUUCAGGACGGUGGAAAUUUCCAAAAGAGCUUUAAUAAGCUUCCAAUUGAACCAGAAUCAGAAGAGACAACCACAGCUUCUGAUGGCAUCUCAUCAGUGACCAAGACGUCGACAGCCCUGCCCUUGUCCUUUAAGGAAGCAACCCUGGCAAAAAAGUUUGCCUUGAAGACCAGAAGUCAGAUCACAAAACGGAAACGAAUGUCACUUAUCAAAGAAAAGAAAGCAGCACAGACACUCAGUGCCAUUUUGUUUGCCUUCAUCAUUACCUGGACCCCAUAUAACAUCAUGGUUCUGGUGAACACCUUUUGCAGCUGUAUCCCCAAAACUUUCUGGCACCUGGGGUAUUGGCUUUGCUACAUCAACAGCACAGUAAACCCCAUGUGCUAUGCACUGUGUAACAAAACAUUCAGAAACACUUUCAAGAUGCUGCUGCUGUGCCAGUGUGACAAACGAAAAAGACGCAAGCAGCAGUAUCAGCAAAGGCAGUCCGUCAUUUUUCAUAAGCGGAUCCCUAGGGAGGCUUCAUAGAAUAGUAUUUUUUAAACAAAUCAAAAAAAUAACGAAGCAGGGAUGUGAUGGGAUGGGACAGGAUGGGAUGGGAUAGGACAGAGGAGGAUGGCACGGGACAGGGCAGGAUGGGCAGGAUAGUAAGGGAUGGGAUGGGUUAGGGUGGGAAGAUGGUUCCAGGGUUCUGAUUCUAUAACAUCAAAACAUGAAAGCAGCUGCCAGGCUUAUUUAUCCUUUCAAUAAAUCCAGUUUAAUAUAAAAGUAAAUCCACAUUCAGCAAAAACUAAGAAACUUCAUCAUUUUUACUAAGGAGUGAAAGAUUUAAUAAAGUUUUCCUACGAAUUUGCGAGAAGCUGUAUAGCAAUUAUAAACCCAUUACUGAUCUGCCCAGCUCUUUGAUUAUAAUCAACUCUGGGAUCUCAGGUAAGCACAUCUAGCUAGCCCAACUCUUCUUUUUCCAAGGAAUCCAACAACUUUCAAUUCAAGUUACAUACAGAUGUAGCAAGCUAGUGAAACAGGAUUGUGAAAUUAUUUGAGACACUGUGUAGGUUGAAAAAUUGCUCACUGUUGUCCCAGUAGAGCUUCCUGUCUACUUCUCUUCUGGUAUAUUGUUAACUGUACCCCUGAUUCCUGGUUUCUGAGUAUCUAUGUGUGCAGCUGAUGUUAUGUGUGUGUGUGUGUGAGAGUGUGUGUGUAUGUAUGCAUAGAAUACAUUCACACCUCUGCAAUGCACACAUACCAGGAAAGAGGUGACCUAUUGUUCUAGGUUUUACAGGGCCUCCCAUCAUGAUUACAUAUGAUUGAAAUUUUCAAAAAGUCAGAAAAUCAUGUUAUGAGUAUAUGGCUCAUUAUUUGCUGUCUGAAAUUCAAGUUUAUCUCUGGAGCCGAAACAUGAUGUCCACAUUUCAAACUGAGAAAACCAAACCAUAGCCAGUGAGUUUACAGUUUUAUAAUGGGGUACUUGCCCAGUAAAACCUUAAUCUUUAGCACAGAGACGAUCAUGGCUCUUUAAAAGACACAAAGGGGAAAGGAAUUGAAGGCUACAUUCAGGGAAGAGCAUGAAGCUGUCUUUGCAGGGCGUAGGACAAUGGGAACCCAGAUCUGGGCUGCACACUACCGAUGCUCAAAGGGAGCUGCUCAGGAGCCAGGCAGGCACAACCAUCAGCAGCAGCCCCGUGUCCUGCUGGGGAGGCUGUGCUGCUGUCAAGGCACACGUGGCUCCUGCAACACCUUGUCCUGACCAUGGAGAUGCACCACCCUUCUCAGAGCCAGCUCAGAUCCUGUAUCUGUACGGCUUCCGAUGAAAGUUCAAGUUGUAAUUUUCUGACAGAAGUUGGUGGAGCCCACUGCUUGCACUGUCUGCCCAGGUGAUCUUCAGAUGCAAAUGAUUUGUUUCAAAGAAAUGCUUUAUUUUUGCAUGUGAAGGAUGCUCACUAAAAAGUGUUUGUUUUCCACAACCUGUUUUAAAAAUCAUCAGGAGAAGUGCACCUAAAUCCGUUUGACGCCAGGUUAUUUGGUGGUGUGAAAAAUGUGAUAUUGCCAAUUUGUUACCUGGCAAUUUUUGAUAAAGACAAUUUUAAAAGGGCUUUAAUAUUUAUAGUUUAGACAUGACCAGUAUUUCCUGGUAUUUGUGAUGUGGUCUGCACCAAACAUGAUUUAUAAAAGUCAGAGGUCCCCUGGGGAAAGGAUUGUACUUUAAACUGUUGCUCUAAAUCUGAUUUAGUUACAUGUUGAAAGAUUAUUUUGUAUUCUCCUUUGAACUGACCAAUUUUUAUUUUUUUUUUAAUUGCUUAGACUCUUAUUUUGCUGAAAAUAAAACAAGUAUCUUAUUUUACAAAGGGGCAUCAGUGUUGUGAACACAGAACUGAUGUUAAAGCUGCUUUUGUAUUCAGUGUGAGAUGGUGUUUACAGAUGAUUUUGACAACAGUGGAAAUAUAUUAAAUGGUGUCUGUGUAUCUGAACUAUUUAAUUUUGUGUUAUGUUCAUAUGAAGAAAUAUUUAUACAUAUUUCACCGAAUGUUUUAUUUAAUGUUGAUAAAUAUUGCUCUUCAGUCUUCAACUGUAGUGUCCUUUUAAAGUGAUUCAUAAAGGUCUGCUUGAGAAAUGAAUAGACUAUACCUAGCUUUCUUGUCAUUAAAACAAAUUCUCUUUUGUAUGAGUUAUUUAAAAUGUCUACCCUAAAGUAAUCUCAUAAAUUAUAUUCAAACUCUGCUGCAAGUACAAUUUUACUACAAAACAGAAAAGAAGUUAAAGCUUCAUCUAUGUCACAAGUGCAUUUUGAGCUAGAUACCAGAAUUGUUUUUCUAGUUUGCUAGCCACAUACAGAGGUACCCAUGUUGCAAAGAACACUAAUUACCUUUAUUCAUAGAAAGAUGCAUAUAUUUGAAAUAUAUUCAUUACUCAAGUUGACCUAAAACUGUUUUAACAUUUAAAUAUAUAUCUAUAUCUAUAUAUAUUGCCAUAUUAUUAUAUUCUGAUAUCUAGAGUAGUGCUGUGCCCCUAAUACACAAAAUGUGAGAGCAUGUAAGGAAGCCAGAGUUCAUCGGGGGAUUUAUGGUAUAUUAGUAUUGAUUUUAAAAUGGGAAACUAUUAUUUUUAUUGAAGUUAAGCUUCCUUGAAAGCGUCUGUCACCACUGUUUACAUAAUAGGAAGAGUUAAAUCCUUGGAUUGUUUUAACAGAGAAAUAAACAACCUGUCUUUUGAUGUGUGAACAGGCUUUAAAAUGUUAUUUACAGGCAUAAAAUGUGUAUGUAUACACAUAUUGUAGCAUAGAUCAAUUUAGUUAUUAUUUAUUUAAUGGAAUAUGCACUAUAAAAUAUUAAGAAUUUGGCUGUGUUACAAGUACAGUGGGCAUCAAUUUAAUUUGUAUUUUAUAUGUUUCUGUGUUUGCUUUAAACCCAUGCACACACAAAAUUUUAGCUGUAUGCACUAGUGGAUAUAUUAUUUAUGAACACAGGCACAUAUAAUAGGUUGCAGAAGAAGAACAAUGCAAGACCAGUGACAGAGAAUUAUUUUUAAGAAGUACAAAUGGUGUAAUAUUUCAUCUGUUUUGAGGAAAAUUAAGUCAGAAACACAGUAGAAAGCAUCAUUCUGAUGUCAGACAAACAGCUCAGUCCCAUUAACUCUCCUCAGAGCUCUGAAAGCUGGCUUUUCAGAGACCAGUCUCCACUAAUUGCAAUAAUACAAGAUUAGACUCCAUAUGAAGAGGACCAAAAAGUCAGAAGCGAUAGCCAGACAGGAGCCAUUGGGUAGUCUGGAGAAAGCUUUGUAGAAUAGACCCCAAUCACUGUCAGCCUCUGAACAGGCAACAAAAUACAUUAUAAUACAUGGCUGGCUUUUUAGUGGAAAAUUGUGAUAGAAGUUUAUUACUUCUGUACUUUGAGAAAUGUCUGAUCUGAAGAUCCGAGGACAGGGGCAGAGGUGCAUGAAGCAUUUUUUCCUACUCCUGCCUAAUACACUUCCAACAAAAGUAAACAGCAAAUCAGUCUGGCAGUGAUCUAAAGCUAAACAGAUAUAGGAAAGGCCUGAGUAGUUCCCAGGAUCUGAAUCUGUGGCUCUGUGCAACCUAAACAAUAAAUGGCUUGAAGGGUUCUGGCAGUAGGAAUAUGCACACCGUCUGAGAGAGCUGUUGGCUUUUCUCAAUUAUGUACAGCUUAAUUUUCUUAUUUUGCUGUCUUGAUUAUUAUAUUUAUUUACUUAUUCUGCAAGAAUAUUCUAAAAAUCUUGGUUCAUUAUCAACUUUCUAUAUCUAAAAAGUGAGUAGAGAUCUCAAAGUACACUUGGUUUGCCUGUACAGAAUGCAAACAUCAAAGCAAAAAGUUUUUAGCUUUUUUACCCUAAUCAGCGGCAUCAAUAAUUUUUAAAAUAGUUUUCAUUAUGCUACCCUAUACACAGUAGAGAUGGUCAAAGCAGUCAUAUUUAUAAACUAUUUUCACUCACCUCUUACCCAUCUGACUAUUUAUGCAUCGCUUUUCAAAUUUAUAUUUGAGAUUCUAAACCUUCAUUUUCCUCCAGAUGGCUCCUACAUUCUUAUGCUAAAAUGUGCUCUACAAGCCUGCCUUGUUAUCAGGUGUGGGUUUUUUCCUUUCACAAUCUCCCUUUGCCAAGCUAUUUGAUCUUAUAUUAUCAAAAGACGCUUUUACUAAUUUCAGGAGUUGUAUAGUGUUGAGGUCUGAUAGUUUCUUUUCUAAAAAUGUAUAAAACAUACCAAAAACAACUGGAGAAGGUUUCACAUUUGCCGGGUCCUUAUUGGCAGCAGUGGUCUGUGCCACAAAUGGUCUGUUCACCAAGGGAAUGACCUGUCCCUAGGGAUGUCCUCCCAAACCCCCACUAGCUUGAACUUCACACAGUUCCUGAAUCCUCAUGUAUUUUAAUGCAUUUGGAAAUUUAAAAAAAAAAUACAUAUUCAUUGUGGUAGUUCUGAAUAUCCUUUGGCCCAUGCAAACCGACUGUCCUUAUUCACAACCUGCUUCCACCCCUUGUGAUUUUCUAUUUUAUAUAUUCUUUUUAUAUUUUAUGCAUCUGCUCAUUCAAGUAUCACUGCACUAACUUCUGGGAGCAAGACAAAGUGGUACAUAUUUGUAGGUUGCUUCUUGUUAGCCUGAAGGGUAUGCAGAGAUGUCUGGUGGAGCUGAGGUGUUCAUAGUGAUGGCUGCUUUUUCUGACUCAUGCACUGCACUCCCAUGGUACCCAAACACUUCUGUUUUGAAGCUUAGUGGAAGCAUGCAUGAGAUUCAGAUUUUCAUGGAAUUAAAAACUUCAUUUAAUUAGGAUGUUCUUCCUUGUAGCAGGCAUAGAUCAUUUAGAGUAUCUGUAUUUUUCUACUCCUACAUUUUUGAGCUGUCAGAAAGAUAUCAGGCAAAAUGCUAAUUUGUAAUGAUACUUAGGCAUUUUUGUACUUCAGCUUUUAAAGUAAGGCAGAGAUAAUGCAGUUGUGCUAUUUGUUGAAAGCAAGCUGAGUAUGAAUGGGAAUCCUGCACUAUAUUUAUUUCAUUUCAUACACCAUGGCACUGCAACUGGCUGAGAUUGAGCAUCACAGUAUUUGAUGUCACUGACAGUUCUUCACAGUCUUAACUGGCAAACUCAUUACCCAUGCUGUACUGGCAUUUGGAACUUUGCUCUUCACCACUCACACUGCACACUCAAAAUAUAACAUAGAUUGUGUAUUUAUUUUUUUUCUUGAGAAAUAUCAUUGUAAUUAUUUCCAGAUGUGUUCCUAGAUGUGCUUGAGUGAUGUUUUGCUUAAUUUUAGAUAUCAAGAUGGCUCAAGAGAGCCAAUCCCUGUCAGGGGUUGUUUAAUGGAAGGAACACAGGUAACCUGGGAAAACAUUAAGAUAAGUGAUUCUUGUUUCAUGGCCUAUUCCAACAAGUAUUGUACAGUGUGUUUAUUGUACCUAUACAUCUCCAUGCACGAUGUAUAUCUCAGAAGGAUAACAUGUGUGUGACUCUACUGUGUGUGUGCAUACAGAGACUUGUACCACAUCUACAGCAAUGUUUACAGAUGUAUGUACAAACUUAGGCUGAAAUUGUCAGCCAGGGUAAACGUUGCCUUUGAUGCCUCAUCAGUUGUAACUGGACAGUGAAACUGUGUUUGAGUCUCCUCUGCUUAUCUGCAAGAAAAGUUUCCACAUCUUUCCUUAGUGCAUAUUUUAUGCAGUUGCAUUGUCAUUAUUUCUGGAUAUGGUGUUUUCAGUGUAUUGAGCUGGCUUUUUAGACAUUACCCAAAAUUUAGAAAUGCAUGAACAUAUUUCACUUACUGAGCUAUUGCAUCAAGGCUGCACUAGGCUUAACUCCAUUACAUUUCCCAAACUCAUGCUGCCUUUUUUUCAAAUUAAAAAAAAAAGCCUCUUAGAAUAGAUUCUACCUAGGUUCAUGUAAGAGAAACUCCUGUCUGUGUGAACAUCACUGCCAGUUUCUCAAAUUUGAAAGAGAAAUCGAGUCACUAUAAAAACAGUUUGAAGCAAAUGUCAUAAACAUAUAAAGGCAAGUUACCACUGGAAAUUCUUUUAAGAAUUCUUUUAAGGUAAGAACAGCACUCUUUCCAUUAGCAAUGAGAGGAAAAAAAAUUACCAUCCUCCCUCAUCCCAUCCUAUUGCUCUGCCCUUUAUGUUGCAUGGUGUAAUGCUUUUCAUUUUCCAGUCCCAUGGGUAGAAUUUUGCAGGCUUUAAAAACCUCAUUUGUCUGGUAAGACUAAGAAAUACCCACUAUAUCUAGAUCAUUCACCCCCUUCUGGGUUUUCAAACAAUAAAUUUUUGACUGUGUGAUGCUGGCUUAAGGGAAUGUCUUAAGAAAAUGUUGACAAGACCAUUCAAUCUAACGGUGGUGAGGAGAGGUAACUUCUUUCCAAGCUAGUGAAGCUAUAAAAUUUAUGUAACUUGGCAGAAAGUGUGGAAAAAAACCCAAGACAUUUAAAGGCUUUAUAGAUGUUCACAUCCUCAUUGCAUAAGGGUGAAUAAACACAUGUAAACAGUGCCCAAAAAAGUUCAGUGUAUGAAUGACUCUGUGGGCCAAACGCACGCGUCACCAUCAGCUACACUGUUGGCAGAGCACUCUGACACCCCACUCAGGCCUCUGUGGAGAGAUCCUUAUUAGAGCACUCUAGGACUAAAUAACAAGGCCUUAAUAUGUAAGUGGGGUUUUUUGUCAGAGCACAUGUGGAUUUUCCAGGAGUUUGAUGGGAGAUUCUUUCUCGCUCCCGGACCAAAGUUAUUUCUUGCACUUUCUGGAAUGAAAGUACUCCUGAAAUGAUCUGGUAAUCAUCACUCAAUCAUGCCUAACAAUCAGAAAAGAACAGGAUAUUGUUGUGCCAAGAGAACUUAAAUUUAUUUUUCAAUUCAUUCAUACAGGCAUAGUUAAUUUAUGGAAAAUACUGAAAAGAUCUGAAAAAUUUUGCACGAUGGUGGAAAAGUUUCUAGACAAGAAUCUGAUUCCUGAUGUAGUUUCAAAACAUCCAGUUGUUGUGAGCCUAUUUUUCUUCUGUAUUGAAAUUUUUGAGUAACAAAGCAACUGUAGUCAUUCCUGAAAUACUGCCUAAUCUAGAGAUGCCAAAGGGAUGAGGAAAUGGCCAAAUGGCCUUCCUAAUUUGUGCUUAAUGUGUCCACAUUAAGAUUGAUUAUUACCAUUGUGGCACAGAGUAAUUAACACCAUGGGGCAAAAGAAAUAAGCCAAUUUACUCUGAACUCUGCACGGUGCUGCAAUCUGCUUAUGCAGAUACAUCACAGGAAACAAGCCUGUGCUGUAUUUCCUAAUGCUCAGUACUUUUCUCCACUCAUUUCUUUUAUCCUUCACAUAGAUCACUCCCCUCCUAUUGAACAUACCUAUCACAUAUAUUUAUUGAAUAUACUUAUUGAAUACCCUCUGCCAUCAAUAGACAAAUAUGUCAUUUCUAUGCAUCUGCAAAGCUAUAUGAAAUCAUAUAUAGCUGGAGUUAAGCAGCUUUUAUCCUCCGUUGGCUUGAUUUUUUCUGAUACAGAAAUACAUUCCAUUUGCUUGCCUCAUAUCACCAUUAAUGUUAUUUAUUUUACAAGUGAUAUUAGAACCAAAACUUUCUAAUUUGCAGGCUGUAGAAGCACAUCUGACUAAAUGUUUCGCUCCUUUAUUCAAAAUUAGUGUGAUCUCUUGGCCAUAGGGUAAUCUGAACAAAAUCCUCUGUGUAAAGGGUAGAACAGCAUUUACCUCCUGCUCUUCCCCUGCACUUCACUGAAUAUGAUGGAAGGUCCUUUCAGGUCCUUUCACUUGUUUUCAAAACAGUCCAGCUACAUUACAUAGUUGCAUAUUUCUCCUGCUGUGAGACAGGAAGGAUCAGCAUGAAAAAUGCAUAAGACUUAAACUAAUGCACACAGGUGCCACUUUUGCUUUUGGUUUGGUUUGGUUUUUAGUCUCUGCAACAUGUAUUGACUGACACAGAAUCCAUCAUCAGAGGUGAGAUAUAAAGACUUAAGGAUGGACAGCUGCUCUCAAAAGCUGCAUAGGGCUGGAUCAUUGAAGUUCAUGUACUAAGUGCACACAAGAGCUCUUAGUUAAAGCUGUAAAAAGGCUGAAUAAUGAUUCACUGCUUUCCAAAAGAAGUAAGAAAAUGAUGAAUAUAAUAUGAAGUUUUGCAGUUGAAAGCUGUAGACGUUAGAAGAUGUCAGUGAAGGAGAUUUCAUUUUUGAAUAGGUGUUAUCCUUGGGUUUCUAGAGAUGUCCCAUCAUCCAGUUGCCUCUUAACCCAAUUCCUCCUGCCUCAAAGCUGACCAGCAGUCAUGGGACUUGUGCCUCACAGGAAGUUGGAACUCCUGCCCCUGCCACCUCACAGCAGGAAGGGUGUGGGACACACCAGUCAAGUUGUUACAAGAAAGAGCCAUAAGCUUCCUGCUUCUAUUUGGAGAUAGCGGGUAUUUUUGUGAUAGAAAUAGAGAUAACAUGGCAGGAAUCUGAUGAACAUAUUUUAUGUGUUUCCUGAUAUGUUCCUAUUACUUGCAAGCUUUCUGUUCUGCUGGUUAUGGAGCAAAACAAGUCCCAGAGACAAUAUCUGAAUACAUACUUUUAAGGCUUGAUCAUUUUAAAUAAAUUGACUUUUGCCUGUUGCUUUCUGAUUUUGAAAUAUAUGGAGAUAUUACAUGCAAUAAUUAAGCAUCUCAGAAAAAAAGGUUCAUGAAAAAUAAUUUGGAAUUUUACACCUUAUAAAACUGAUUUUCUUCAGCAAAACCAUGGAGCUGAAUGUGCUUUAAACUCAUUAAAUAACAGGAAACAGUGGAAAGGAGCCCCUCAACUUCUGCUGUGUUAAAAGACAGUGCUUGAGCAUUCACUCAAAAUCUGGUGUCUAGUGAUCUAGUCAUAGCUACCCAUUCAGGUUCUAGACAGAAUAUUAACAUUUUUUAAAUUAUUGGCCAAAUUGAUCUUUUUUUGCUAACACCUACCUUACUGUGCAGCAGUUUUCCGCCAAGUAAUUAAAUUCCAUGUCUUGGUAAACUCUCAGAAAGAAUAAUUGGCCCUAGCUCAUAUUGACAGCAGUUUGCAAAACACUAGCACAGUAAUUGGAAGAGUGGAGGCAGAUAAUGAUGAAGAGCAAUCGUUUUCCUUGGCUUCAGUGUUUUAUAGGAACCUUCCUUUAUGCAGCUAAUAAAAAUGAGAGUAAGAGAAGAUGUACUGAGAGAAACUCAAAUGCUUUGUUCUCCCCUCUGGCAUGACUGCCACCAUUGCAGUCCUGAGGGCAGAAGGUGCAUGGCUGUGUGUUGGUAGAAAAAUCAAUAUAUCGGUCCAGGUCCAGUGUCCCACGAGAGCUCACAUUUCUCCUUUCACUGCAUGGGUAUCAGCCCAAAAUGUGCUGUCAAAACUUGGCUCCCACUGUACCAUCACAGUGGAACAUUGUGCUCUUAAGAGACUUUCUCCUGCCAAGAUACUUUAACAUCUUUUUUUUUUUUAACUCUCCACAGAAAACUAAUCAGGUGGCACCUUCCCGUGUGGAAAUUUCCUUGCAAAUACAUUACUGUAAUCUACAAAUGAUUUUUACCCUGUAUGCCCCUGAUAACAAUUGCAUUAAUAUAAGCAGAUAAACUCAUUUCUUUAGUUGCUGCUCAUAGAGUGGCUUGCUAGUUAAGAUAAAAAGCAAAUUAUGGGAUAUAAAA
Parus major (Great Tit) is the source of this 11746-nucleotide messenger RNA. RefSeq names its product cholinergic receptor muscarinic 3 (gene CHRM3). The coding region runs from base 358 to 2160 and encodes 600 amino acids. Gene Ontology annotation, cellular component: dendrite; plasma membrane; synapse. The record is from RefSeq and is a predicted model, not a curated record. Gene Ontology annotation, molecular function: G protein-coupled acetylcholine receptor activity; G protein-coupled serotonin receptor activity. NCBI's taxonomy places the organism in Eukaryota, Metazoa, Chordata, Aves, Passeriformes, Paridae. The transcript is spliced from 4 exons. Gene Ontology annotation, biological process: regulation of vascular associated smooth muscle contraction; G protein-coupled receptor signaling pathway, coupled to cyclic nucleotide second messenger; positive regulation of smooth muscle contraction.